CACCCCAAAGCAUCAGAGAGGAGAGCAGGCCACAUGCCCACAGGUGACAAUAGUGCUCCUGUGUGCUGCAGGCAGUUGGGGAGGGCGUGGAUUCAGGCAAAUGAGCAGAGCACACGCAGAUAUAGAGGCGUGCGGCUGUUGGGGCUCUGCUUCCACUCCAGGGCUCGCCAGAAUGGAGGGCUGUAUAAAGCAGCUUAGCCUGGGGAGAGAGCCUGAGGAAGCAGGGAACAGCCAGGACCUGGCCAACCUCCAGACACUGGCCCUGAAGUGGUUCAUGGAGACACAGGCCCCCACCAUUCUGCAGAACGGUGUCCUGCCCUCCUGGUUUCAUGGAUUUAUCACCCGCAAGCAGACGGAACAGCUACUCAGGGACAAAGCUCUUGGCUCCUUCCUCAUCCGCCUCAGUGACCGGGCCACCGGCUUCAUCUUGUCCUACAGGGGCAGCGACCGCUGCCGGCAUUUUGUCAUCCACCAGCUCCAAAACCAGCGCUACCUCAUCUCGGGGGACACCCACAGCCACAGCACCCUGGCUGAGCUCGUGCGCUAUUACCAGGAGGUGCAGCUUGAGCCUUUCGGGGAGACCCUGGCUGCUGCCUGCCCCCGGCUGGAGGACAAUGAUCUGUAUGAUGCCGUCACCAUGGGCCUCCACCAGACCAACCCAGGCCUGGAAAGUCAAGCUACCAUGACGUCCUCCACGCUGGCCCCAGACAAGGCCGCCAGCCCCUGCCCUGCUUCAAAGCCCCAGGUCUCCUUCCUCCACACAAACAAGAGCCUGGAUGUGAGUUCCGGGAAACUCUCUGAGGAGGAAAGCAUGGAGGUCUCCAUCAGGGUGCCUCCCCUCCCUGAGAGGAGUACUUCCCUCCUGGAUGAGUCUUUUGGAGGCCCCAAUGACAUCAUAUAUGCAGACCUGAGGAAGAGGAACCAGGCCCGACUAGGCCUGGGCAAAGAAGUGUCCAGCAGGCAGGGGCCAGUUCUUGCUGGCGGCCAGGCCUGCUCCCUCACCAGGGAGGCCCCAAGGAGACCCUUGGAUGGAGGCCAAAACAGGCCUAAUGGCCCAGGGCUUGCCCUUGCUGGGGUGAUCCCAGACCAGGGCCCAACAGUGUCUCCCACUUCUGGGGGGUUCCUCCCAUCCCCAAGUCCUGAGGCUCUGGGAUCCCCAGCUGCAGUGUGGAGCCAGGGGUCUCCGAUGCUGAGGCACUGGGUUCAGUCCUAUUCCCAGGACAGCUCUGCAGAUACCUACAGGCCCACAGGGACAGCAGGCCUCCUGCAGCAGACCAGGGAUGUGCCAGACCAAGGAGAUAGUACCUACGAGCAGAUCCCAGCCUGCUGGGCUGGGCCAGCCAGGCCUCCAUAUCUUGGGUCCAGCCCCACCUACAGCAAGCUGUCAGGGCCCAUAGACUGUGACUACAAGAGGAUUCCAGAGUCCGGGAAUACCUAUGAGCAAAUCUCAGCAGCCAAGAGCAAGGAGACCGGACGAACACACAAGGUGGGCUCCAUGCGUCAGGCGAGGGUGGUGCUGGCCCUUAGGGAGCACCCAGUGGUAGGUGGGGACCUGUGCUCGUCAGGCAUUGCAGACCAGCUCCUUGCCACAGCCCAGAAUUACACCCUUUGCUUGCCUGACAAGCUCCGGAGGCUCUUCUUUGCAGACAAGAAGCACAAAUUCUGA
This is a messenger RNA of Loxodonta africana (African savanna elephant), 1666 nucleotides long. RefSeq names its product SH2 domain containing 7 (gene SH2D7). Lineage: Eukaryota; Metazoa; Chordata; Mammalia; Proboscidea; Elephantidae. The transcript is spliced from 6 exons. The record is from RefSeq and is a predicted model, not a curated record. Gene Ontology annotation, cellular component: cytoplasm. The coding region runs from base 101 to 1666 and encodes 521 amino acids.